CGCUGGGGAGUGUCAACGGACCGCACGCAGCCAGGCAACAACCCCAACCAACACCACAACCACAACGACGACCACGUCCUGACUCGCGACCUCAACUCGGCUGCAUCUGCACCGUAGUCCUCCGGAAGCCUGGCACCUUCGCGGCUGCUCGAUUUGCGCCAUGGGUUCUCGCAAGCGCGUCAAGCCGAACCCUGCCGCCGAAUCGAGCACCCCAACGCCGACUCCAUCCUCCAUGCCGCCGCAGCCGUUGUCUAAACCUUCCGGGUCGCGCGCUUCCGCCCCGGAUGGCACCCCUUCCGUCACAGCCACGCCGCCGGCCGAUCAGGGCACUCCUCGGAUCCCCAAGCCAGGAGGAAGCGGGCAUGCCACACCGACUCCCCUGCAGGGCUCGCAACAGGUCCACAAGACCCGAAGCUGGUACGGAUCAUGGCCGCGAGUGCCCAAAUCGGCAGCCUCGACGCAGGUCGCCCGAGAAACGAUUCUCGGGGGCACCUCAAAGCCGAAAGGAACUGCGGAUUUCAGCCGAUUCGAGCCGAAGAAAGCUGCUGACGCUGUGAGCAUCCGCGAAGCCGCGGUCCCAGCUCCCGCUGUGCCGGAGUUCCAGGAGAGCAAUGGCGAGACAGUCCAGCCGCAGCCGGGUUCGACUCGGCCAGGAGGCGAGUCCAUUGCCGUGGCCGAGGACAAAAAACAGCCCCUGGAUACAGAUAGAGAGAUGGCAAACAGCGGUCAGGAACAUCGCAUACCGCCGCCAGCCGAUCAACCCGCCGAAUCGCCGGCAAGACAACAGUCGCCCGCGGAAUCAACGCCCCAGAGGCCUUCCUCGUCGUGGUUCGGAUGGUUUGGCAAACCGGGAAGUGCUGAACCGGCCUCAUCAACACCUGCUGCCGCUGCAGAGCCUGCUGCUCAAGACACAACCGCCGCAGCGUCCAUUGAGACGAAGCCCACAGACCUUGCGCCUGCUGAGCCAGCCAAGGAAGUGCGACCAACGCAGGGGAGUCCAGAGAGUGGAGAGACUCCCAAUCAGGCAUCGGACCAGCACAAGCCGGCGGCCGCGUUUGGGGGUUUUUGGCUUUGGUCGUGGUCUAGCAAGAAUGCCCAUGUCACUUCAGAGUCCGAACCCGCGACUCCGACUCCUCAGCAGGAAGCACCUCCUCCACCAGCCAAAGAACCAGAGGACGUGGUCAUGCGGGAUACUCCUGCCCCAGCGCCGGCGCCGCCACCCAAAGCAGGCUCUACGUGGGCAUUCUGGUCUCGAGACACAGGCUCAGCUUCUGGCAAAACGCCCGCUCAACAGGGAGAGCACGGCCAGCUUGCCGUCAUGGGCGAGAGUUCCGAGUCUAAGCCGAAAAGAGCAAACUCGAUGGAGUUUAAGGCCACGCCAGCAAAGGAGCCUCCGCUGAAGAGCGGUCGGAAAGAUGAACAGGCGAAGGCCUCGACGACACCAUCCAGGGAGUUAUCGAAAAGCGGCAAGCGUGCCCGCCCGCAGCCUAUGGAGGUGGAUGACGCAACGCCGGCCGGUCCCAGCGCCCCUAAGGUCGACACCGCGAUCAAGCCUGUAUCUAAAACGCCGACGACUGCGAAAGCCCAGCCACCAAAUCUCCUCCUCCCCUCUUUCACCGGCACUUACAAGCUCAAGGAAAACCCGUCCAUUCUUAAGCAGAUCGCCCAGUUCUUGCUUAGGACCCAGCAGCCGCCGGCGAAACACGUGUACCUGACGAAAGAUCUCCCCAAGGUCAAGAAGGCCAUCGCCAUUGGCGUCCACGGGCUCUUCCCCGCGAACUACCUACGUCCCAUGAUCGGUCAACCGACCGGCACGUCCAUCAAAUUCGCCAACCACUGCGCCGAAGCCAUCCGAAGGUGGGCCGACAGCCACGGCUGUGAGGAUUGCGAGAUCGAAAAGGUCGCCCUGGAAGGCGAAGGCAAGAUCGGCGAGCGCGUCGAGAACCUCUGGAAGCUCUUGCUGAACUGGAUCGACCUCAUCCGCAAUGCGGACCUGAUUAUCAUUGCGUGUCACUCGCAAGGCGUGCCCGUCAGCAUUAUGCUGCUCGCCAAGCUCAUUGAGCUGGGCGUCGUGACAUCGGCGAGGGUGGGUGUGUGCGCUAUGGCCGGCGUCUCGCUCGGCCCUUUCCCGGACUACCGGUCGAGCAUGGGCAUGCUCAUGGGGUCGGCUGCCGAGCUGUGGGCGUUUGCGGAUCCUCAGAGCGAGGUGUCCCAGCGACUCGAAGCGUCCAUGAAGGUGGUUCUGAGCCACGGGGCACGCAUCACUUUCAUUGGCAGCAUCGACGACCAGCUUGUACCAUUAGAGUCUGCCAUCUACGCACCUGCGCACCACCCUUACAUCUUCCGCGCCGUCUUCAUCGACGGCCGGAUACACGCGCCUGAUUUCAUCGCACACCUGGUCGGCUUCGCGCUCAAGCUCCGCAAUCUUGGCGUCUCCGAUCACGGCCUGAUCCGCGAGCUCUCCACCCCACUCGCCGGCAGCCUGUAUUCGGGCGAGGGUCACUCGCGCCUCUACGACGAGCCGCAGGUCUACGACCUGGCCGUGGCGCACCCGCUCGAGACGACCGACGUCGGGGGCCCGGGCGCCGGCACCGCGGCGGUACCGCCCUGCGAGAUCCGUCACCGGAAUCUCACGGGCAGCGGUGCCGGCAGCGGUGGCAACGGCCUCUCGAACCCGAACCCGUACCACCUCCCCUGGAUCAUGCGCGGCCUGCUGGAGGAGGACUUCGUCAAGACGGAGCUGUCGGCCGAGACGGCGGAGCUGGUGCGCCAAUUUGACGACUGGAAGCCGGUCACCAAGGCGCUGAAGGACGUCAAGUACCGGCUGGAGGCGGUGCGGUCCAAGCUGCGUACGUGAGCAAAUAAACGGAGCAAGCAACCUGGAAGGAAGCGAGCGGGCAUGGUUUUCGGCGUACUGGUGGGAAGGACAUGGAGCAAGCCGGAUGGGAUGGGAUUGUGGUUUCAAUGACCUAUAGGAGGGUUGGGUUCUGUUUUUCUUUGGGUGGCGCAGCGGAUAACGGGCUUGCGUUUGGGGAAAUGGAUAUCUCGCCUAGAGGAGAUAUCUAUCUGGAGCAGAGGACCUGGAACAUACAUCAUACCUUGAUUCGACGCUUGACGUGAUUAGCCUCACCUAGACAUACACUACCGGUAAAUAGAAGUAUCU
Thermothielavioides terrestris NRRL 8126 is the source of this 3163-nucleotide messenger RNA. RefSeq lists its product as uncharacterized. The record is from RefSeq and is a predicted model, not a curated record. The coding region runs from base 161 to 2857 and encodes 898 amino acids. The transcript is spliced from 6 exons. NCBI's taxonomy places the organism in Eukaryota, Fungi, Ascomycota, Sordariomycetes, Sordariales, Chaetomiaceae.